This is a messenger RNA of Cajanus cajan (pigeon pea), 1627 nucleotides long. Its product is annotated as putative choline kinase 2. The record is from RefSeq and is a predicted model, not a curated record. Gene Ontology annotation, biological process: phosphatidylcholine biosynthetic process; phosphatidylethanolamine biosynthetic process. Gene Ontology annotation, molecular function: ethanolamine kinase activity; choline kinase activity. Gene Ontology annotation, cellular component: cytoplasm. Lineage: Eukaryota; Viridiplantae; Streptophyta; Magnoliopsida; Fabales; Fabaceae.
UAUAUAUAUAUAUAUAUAUAUAUAUAUGUUAUGCUGAAACAUUUCUUUCUGACUUCACACAAACAUAGAACAUUAGUGUUCAAAUUUUAAACUCCUUCUUCUGCACAUUUUCACUCUGCUUCUGCUUCUGCUUCUCUGGAAAACUGAAAACACUUGAGUAUUAACGAAACUCUGUUUCAGCUUCCCUUGUUUUUCGGCAAAAGCAGAGUUCCUCUGUUUUCGAAGAUGGCCAUAAAGACCAUUGAAGUGUUGAAAGGGUGCGGAUCGCAAGAAGAGAUAAUGGAAGUGCUUGCUGCGGUGGCUUCGGACUUGGGGGAUCCGAUCGAUGAUGUGAACGCCUUGCAGGUGAUUCCGUUGAAGGGUGCAAUGACCAAUGAGGUUUUUCGGAUAAAGUGGCCAACCAAGAAUGGUGGUGAAGUGAGAAACGUUCUGGUUCGUUCGUAUGGUGAAGGUGUUGAAGUUUUCUUCGACAGGGAAGAAGAAGUUCGAACCUUUGAGUGCAUGUCAGAGCAUGGUCAAGGUCCACGCCUUCUUGCCCGAUUCACCUCUGGCAGAGUUGAGGAGUUUAUUCAUGCCAAAACUCUCUCAGCUGCUGACCUCCGUGACCCCGAAGUAUCUGCUUUGAUAGCAUCUAAGAUGAGAGAGUUCCAUAAUCUUCAUAUGCCUGCUGCAAAGAUGGUUCAGAUUUGGCACAGAAUGAGGAAGUGGCUUGGUGAAGCCAGAAGUUUGUGCUCACCAAAGGAUAUAAAAAUAUUUGGCUUGGACAAUCUGGAUGAGGAAAUAAAUAUCCUCGAGAAGAAGUUAUCUGAAGGAUAUCAAGAGAUUGGCUUUUGUCACAAUGACCUACAAUAUGGUAACAUAAUGAUGGAUGAAGAGACAAGAUUAAUCACUAUAAUUGACUAUGAAUAUGCCAGUUAUAAUCCUGUUGCUUAUGAUCUGGCAAAUCAUUUCUGUGAAAUGGUGGCAGAUUACCACAGUGACACACCUCAUGUACUUGACUACAAUAAAUAUCCAAGUCUAGAGGAGCGUCAACGAUUUAUCCGUAUCUAUCUGAGUUCUGAAGGCAAGAAACCAAGCAAUGCUAAAGUGAACAAGUUAGUGAAAGCAGUAGAAAAAUACGCUCUUGCAAGUCAUAUAUUUUGGGGUCUGUGGGGACUUAUUUCGAGUUAUGUGAAUAAAAUAGACUUUGACUACAAGGAGUAUGCAAGGCAAAGGUUUCAGGAAUACUGGUUAAGGAAGCCUACUUUAUUGGACUCACCAUGCAUCACUUCCCAAGACGCAACUGUGAAUGGAUCUCUGCCAUCCUUCACGUGAUUUUGCUUCACAUGUCAUAGUGAAGAUUAGUCUUAGUAUAUAUUUAUAUAUUAAUAACACGUACAAUAUAUGAUAUGCAGUAUCAUAUAUGUAAAUAACAUAUGUAAUCACUAAAAAUCUGUGAUGAGUUUUUGAAAUUUUAAUUAAGGUUUGCUUUUCGAUCCCUCUCUUUAGGGAUUGAGUUUGGGGAUAAAUUUGAGAAUAAGUAGUUUGUAACUUUGUAUUGUUGCAAUAUCAAUGGGAUAUAGAUUUGUCCCUUCAUGUUUCACACAUUAGAUAAUGUUAUAAUAAAGUCUAAUUUGAAUGGUUCCUA